Aegilops tauschii subsp. strangulata is the source of this 1266-nucleotide messenger RNA. RefSeq names its product aspartic proteinase nepenthesin-1-like. Lineage: Eukaryota; Viridiplantae; Streptophyta; Magnoliopsida; Poales; Poaceae. Gene Ontology annotation, cellular component: extracellular region. Gene Ontology annotation, biological process: proteolysis. Gene Ontology annotation, molecular function: aspartic-type endopeptidase activity. The record is from RefSeq and is a predicted model, not a curated record.
AUGGAAAUAAGCCUGGUGCUGAUCGUUCUAGUGUUAUGCUCCAGUGCUGCUACCCUAGUUACUUGUAGUAGCGCAGGGUUCCACAUGGAGCUCACCCAUGUUGAUAGCAAGGGCGGCUACACCGCGGCGGAGCGCGUGCAGCGCGCCAUGGCUAGCAGCCGGCAGCGCCUGGCGUCCUUUGUGGACGUGACCGUGCCGGUCCACUGGAACACCAGCCAGUACAUCGCUGAGUACCUGAUCGGCACCCCACCGCAGCGUGCGGAGGCACUCAUCGACACCGGCAGCGACCUCAUCUGGACGCAGUGCUCCACCUGCAAACAAUGCGUCAAGCAGGGCCUGCCCCUCUAUAACGCGUCCAAGUCGGACACCUUCCAUGCCGUGUCAUGCAACGACACCUUGUGCCUGGCCAACCAGGAGCACUCGUGCCGCCGGGACGGCAGCUGCCAUUUCGGGGCCUUCUACGGUGCCGGCGACGCCAGUGGGACCAUCGACACCGAGGUCUUCGCCUUUCAAAAUGGCUCGGCGAGGCUCACGUUCGGCUGCGUCGAGUCGCUGAUGAUCUCUCCGGGGUCCCUCGAUGAGGCGUCCGGACUCAUAGGGCUUGGCCGCGGCCCCCUGUCGCUCGUCUCUCAAGCGGGCGCCAGCAAGUUCUCUUACUGCCACACCCCGUACCUCCGCAGCAACGCCACUGCCGGCGCCAGCAGCCACCUUUUCGUCGGCGCCUCGGCGAGCCUUAGCGGUGACAGCCCUGUGAUGUCCAUGUCUUUCGUGCAAGGCCCCAAAGAGUACCCAUUCUACUACGUCCCACUCAUCGGGAUAAGUGUGGGACAAACAAGGUUGUCGAUCCCACCGACUGUGUUCGCUCUGAAAGAGAACGGCACCAGCGGCGGUGUCAUCAUCGACUCCGGCAGCCCCACUACGGCUCUGGCCGAGAAGGCAUACGGCCCCCUCCGCGAGGAGCUCCGGAGGCAGCUGAACGGGAGCCUCGUGCCGCCGCCUGCUGACAGCGAGAUGGACCUGUGUGUGGCGGUGGCACAGGAAAAGAAAGUACCGUCCAUGGUGCUCCACUUUAGUGGCGGAGCGGACAUGGUGCUGCCCCCGGAGAACUACUGGGUGCCGCUGGACAGUUCCACGUCAUGCAUGGUCAUGGAGACAUCCAACGACAUGAGCAUCAUCGGCAACUUCCAGUUGCAGAACAUCCACCUGCUCUACGACCUUGCCAAGGAUGAGCUAUCUUUCCAAACAGCGGACUGCAGCAAACUCUGA